UCAACCAGAUAGUACUACAAUGGGCACAGAGGACAAUCAAAAGGAAGUCCACAUUCCAGAGUGGCUAAAGCCAGAAGUUUUCGAAGAUCUAAUCAAACAUGAGGUAAAGGAUUUCAAACAGAUCAAGUCCUUGCGGGCCAGAGCUGGAGUUCCCAGCGGCGAAAACUAUGCCACCAUUAUGCUAAGAGUGGAGCUGGAUAUUGAAACCAAAGAUAACUCACAGGUAACCAAGGGCUUUAUGUUGAAACUACCACAUGCUUCGGAGGCUUAUCGUAAGGUAAUUGAGAAAACAGACAUGUUUGAUGUGGAGCGCGGCAUGUAUCUGGAGGUUGUUCCCGAGCUGGAACAGCUGUACCGGGAUGUGGGUGUCGAGGUCAACUUCGGGGCAAAAGCCUACGAAAUCCCAGCCGGCGAUUACUACGUCCUGCUGGAGGACCUUAAGCCACGAGGCUUUCAGAAUGCGGACCGCCUCCAGGGUCUAGACCAGGCCCACACCGAAAAUGCCCUUCAUAAAUUCGCCCAGUGGCAUGCGGCCUCUGCCGUCAGGGUGGAACGGAAAGGACCCUACCCUGAAAAAUACACCAAGGGUUUCCUGAGCAACGAAGACAUCGUAGAAGCGUUCUGCAACCGCAGUGUGAAAAUAUUUUUGGAUCACGUUCAUUUGGUAAAAGGACACGAGCCGUACGUAAAAGAUUUGCGGAUUAUAUCAGAUAAAUUAUUGGAUAUCGUAAGCGAUUUAAACGAUGUCAAGCCCGAUGAUUUCAACGCCCUGAACCAUGGCGAUGGAUGGGCCAACAAUAUAAUGUUUCAGUACAACGAAUCAAAGAGAAUAUCUGACACCUACUUUGUGGACCUUCAACUUCCCAAAUGGGGCUCAGUGACUCAGGACCUUUACUACUUCCUGUUGUCCUCGACUCAGUUGGAUAUUAAAACGGCGAAGUUUGACUAUUUUAUUUGGUUCUACCAUUCGGAGUUAGUCAAGCACCUAAAACUCCUGAAGUACUCAAAGCCCUUGCCCACCUUGAGAAGCAUUCGGGAUGAACUAAGCAAAUAUAAUGGCUGGGCUUAUGUCUGUGCCUCAACUAUAAUGCCAUAUGUUCUGCUCGAUCCCUCUGAUGGGAAUGAUUUCGAAAAGGUAUUGGGUGAUAAGGACUCAUCCUUUAAGAAAUCUUUGUUUCUUAAUCCUCGUUUUCAUAAGCAUAUGACAGUCCUCUUGCCUUGGCUGUUGCAUAGAGGGGCAUUGGAACCUACAUUCUGA
Drosophila bipectinata is the source of this 1258-nucleotide messenger RNA. RefSeq lists its product as uncharacterized. NCBI's taxonomy places the organism in Eukaryota, Metazoa, Arthropoda, Insecta, Diptera, Drosophilidae. The record is from RefSeq and is a predicted model, not a curated record.